This is a messenger RNA of Poecilia latipinna (sailfin molly), 1177 nucleotides long. Its product is annotated as ES1 protein homolog, mitochondrial-like. The coding region runs from base 368 to 1042 and encodes 224 amino acids. Lineage: Eukaryota; Metazoa; Chordata; Actinopteri; Cyprinodontiformes; Poeciliidae. The record is from RefSeq and is a predicted model, not a curated record. The transcript is spliced from 5 exons.
UUUGUAAUUUUGUGACGCUUCUUGAUUCAUUUCCUCUUUACUAAACCAUUUCCUUAUGACUAAACCCGUGCGUCCAGAUGGAUGAGAUUAAUGUCUUUUUAUAGCAUCACCACAACUGGGAGUUCAUAACGGACAAUGAUUCGGCAUUUUUUAGGUACAAGGAUUAACUAUUGACACUGAUUUUGGUAACUCGAUGCUUGUGACGUCAGCGUCUUGAGCAGCGUGUUGGUUGGACGGAAAAACCCAGCGAGCAGGAGGGGAUUAUAAAGCCGCUCUGCUCGGAGCUCAGCCUUCAAACCAACCCUGAGGAGCUCCGCUGCACACCGUGUUCAACAGGAGAAAUACGACAAAAGCUGAAUAAGCAAUCAUGGUGAAGCGUGUUGCAGUUAUUCUGUCCGGCUGUGGCGUCUAUGACGGCACAGAGAUCCACGAGGCCUCAGCCGUCCUGGUCCAUCUGAGUCGCGCUGGAGCAAAAGUGCAGAUGUUUGCCCCAGACGGAGAUCAGAUGCACGUUGUAAAUCACUGCGUGGGGAAACCUACUGAGGAGAAGAGGAACAUCCUGCAGGAAAGCGCUCGUAUCGCUAGGGGCGACGUGACAGACCUGGCCAAGCUGGACGUCUCAGCGUUUGAUGCUGCCAUCAUUCCAGGAGGGUUUGGUGUGGCUAAGAACCUGAGUGACUGGGCUGUAAAGAACAAGAGCUGCACCGUCCAGCCACAUCUGGAGAAGAUCAUCAAGGAUUUCCACAAAGCAGGAAAGCCUCUGGGCAUGUGCUGCAUUUCGCCUGUCCUGGCUGCAAAGCUGCUGCCUGGCUGUGAGCUCACCGUGGGGCAGGACAAAGAGUGUGAAAAGUGGCCGUUUGCUGGGACAGCUGGAGCUUUGAAGGACAUGGGCUGCAAACACGUGAACAAAGACGUGGAUGAAGCUCACGUUGAUGUCAAGAACAAGCUGGUCACCACCUCUGCCUUCAUGUGCAACGCUCCCUUUCACCAAGUGUUUGAUGGAAUCGGCGUCAUGGUUCAAGAAACACUGAAACUUGCCUAAGAAGAUUGUUACAUGUAAUCAGUUCUAUUUAUUUUCACCAGGAAAUCAUGAGAGAUGCUGCAAUAUUUAAUCAGAAACUCUAAUUAAACAAAUAUCAGGGUGAAAUUUUAAAUAAAGCAUUUUGUGGAACUUACA